Molecule: messenger RNA, 3171 nt
Organism: Etheostoma spectabile (orangethroat darter)
Lineage: Eukaryota; Metazoa; Chordata; Actinopteri; Perciformes; Percidae
Gene: sec24d
Product: SEC24 homolog D, COPII coat complex component
Exons: 22
Coding region: 301-3171 (956 amino acids)
Biological process (GO): intracellular protein transport; endoplasmic reticulum to Golgi vesicle-mediated transport; COPII-coated vesicle cargo loading
Cellular component (GO): endoplasmic reticulum exit site; COPII vesicle coat
Molecular function (GO): SNARE binding; zinc ion binding
Source: RefSeq, a predicted model, not a curated record
AACUAAGUUUAAGAAACGAAAAGUAUGUUUCCGUCUUUAAUGUCGUAUAAGAACGUUUAUUCUUAAUUAGCUAUAUAUUUUAUUUUGAAAUUUAAAACCGGAAACUUCGAGUCUUUUCCUCUUUGUAGUUUGUGGAUUUCGUUGCGUUACCAACGUAGCGACCGGCGCGUUGGUAGAGUUUGACGUGGCACUCUGCUUCCACUGAGGGCAAUAUACAGUAAAGAGGACUCUGCCUACUAUUCAGGUUGUCAAGACUCAUUAAUCCGGGGAUGAGAAGACAGUAACAUACCUUUGGUCAAAAUGAGUCAACAGGGUUAUGUUGCUGCACCCCCAUACUCCCAAGCCCAGCCAGGGAUGGGGGGCUACCAAGGUGGAUUUGGAACUGGUCCUGCACAGCCCUUCUAUGGGCACUAUGGGGGACCGCCCCAGGCAUUCACUGCUCCACCAACAGGUAUGAUGAAAUCACCAGUUUCCUCUGCUGCCGGUAUGCCUCCACCCCCAGGGUCUGGUCAGUACAAUCCAAAUGGCCAUCAGAAUGGUGCACAUCAUCAAAGAUAUCCUGCUCCACCAGCUGUUUCUGCUUCUUAUGGACAACCUCUACAGUCCCAAUACAACAGCAUGGCCUCUCCAGCCCCGCCUCCAACGCAGCAGCUCACCAAUCAGAUGAGUGCAAUGAACUUCGGCAACUAUGCCUCAGGUUCCAUGCAGAGCCCUCCUCCUCCAGGAAGCUCUGUAGUCCAGCAGCCUUUCCAAACACCCCCUCCUUCAGCAAUGGGCCAGCCACAGAUGCCUCCAGGUCCGCAGUCACCCCACAUGUCCCCCCACAUGUCUCCACAACAGUCACCCCCAGGAAACAUGCAACUGGCAGGCCAACCAAUGACAGGCCCACCGAUGUCAGGCCAACCAAUGGCAGGCCCACCUAUGACAGGCAUGGGUAGACCCUUCCCUGGGCCACCUGCUCCAGGCCCCGGAGGUUUCCAGCAGCCUGGUCCUGGAGCACCAGGUCCACCAGGAUACCCACAGCAAGCAGGUCAGUUUGGGGGAAACAUGGGUGGGCCACAGCCAGGCAUGCCAGGAGCCUUCCCUGGAGCACCAGGCGGACUGGCGGGACCACCUCAGAAGAAACUAGACCCUGACUCUAUCCCCAGCAUAACUCAAGUCAUUGAGGAUGACCAAGGAAAACAAGGGGGAAAGGUCUACAGCACAAAUGUCAGAGGACAGGUUCCACCUCUGGUUACCACCGACUUCACAGUACAGGACCAAGGCAAUGCCAGUCCCAGGUUCAUACGCUGCACCACCUACUCCCUACCCUGCACUGCCGAUCUGGCAAAACAGUGCCAAGUGCCCCUGGCUUCCAUCAUUAAGCCCUUUGCCAAUUUGCAAAAGAAUGAGACUCCACUAUAUGUUGUGAACCAUGGUGAGACAGGCCCAAUCCGCUGCAAUCGAUGCAAGGCCUACAUGUGUCCCUACAUGCAGUUUAUCGAUGGGGGGCGUCGCUACCAGUGCGGUUUCUGCAACUGUGUCAAUGAAGUGCCAGUCUUCUAUUUCCAACAUCUUGACCACAUGGGCCGGAGGAUGGACUUGUACGAGAGGCCUGAGCUGUCCCUGGGAUCCUACGAGUUUGUAGCCACCAUGGAGUACUGCAAGAACAACAAGCCUCCAAAUCCUCCCGCCUACAUCUUUAUGAUUGACGUGUCCUAUAACAACAUUAAAAGUGGACUGGUCAAACUGAUAUGUGAUGAGCUGAAGACUCUACUGGAGAAUCUGCCCAGUGAGGAAGGUAUGGAGAGCUCUGCCAUUAAGGUGGGCUUUGUCACCUACAACAAGGUCCUCCACUUCUACAACGUGAAGAGCGCUUUGGCCCAGCCUCAGAUGAUGGUGGUUUCGGACACAGCGGAGAUGUUUGUCCCGCUGCUUGAUGGCUUCCUCGUCAACUAUCAGGACUCGAGGGCUGUUAUCUACAACCUCCUGGACCAAAUCCCUGAUAUGUUUGCAGACACCAACGAGAGUGAAACCGUCUUUGUUCCCGUCAUCCAGGCCGGUGUGGAGGCCUUCAAGGCAGCAGAAUGCAGUGGAAAGCUCUUCAUCUUCCACUCUUCCAUGCCCACAGCUGAGGCUCCUGGCAAACUGAAGAACAGGGAUGACAAAAAGCUGGUUAACACUGAAAAGGAGAAAACUCUGUUCCAGCCUCAGAAAGGAGUGUAUGAGCAGCUGUCUAAGGACUGCGUGGCACAGGGCUGCUGUGUGGAUCUCUUCCUCUUUCCCAACCAGUACAUGGACAUAGCAACCAUGGCUGAUGUGCCCUCGCACACUGGAGGCUCCGUCUACAAGUACAACAACUUCCAGGUGGAGACUGAUGGGGAGCAUUUUCUGAGAGACCUGAGAAAAGACGUGCGGAAGAACAUUGGAUUUGAUGCCAUCAUGCGCGUUCGUACAAGUACAGGUUUCAGAGCCACCGAGUUCUUUGGUGCCAUCCAUAUGAACAACACCACAGAUGUAGAGAUGGCAGCUGUGGACUGUGACAAGGCUAUAACCGUAGAGUUCAAGCACGACGACACGCUCAGUGAGGAGACAGGGGCACUCAUGCAGUGUGCCUUGCUGUACACCACCAUCAAUGGACAGCGACGUCUCCGCAUCCACAACCUCAGUCUGAACUGCAGCUUGCAGUUGUCGGAGCUGUACAAGAGCUGUGAGACCGACUCACUCAUCAACUUUUUCUCCAAAUCAGCUUGCCGUGCCAUAUUGAACCAGCCUCUAAAGAAUGUGAGGGAGAUCCUGGUCAACCAGACAGCCCACAUGCUGGCCUGUUACAGGAAGAACUGUGCCAGCCCCUCUGCUGCCAGCCAGCUGAUCCUGCCAGAUGCCAUGAAGGUGUUCCCGGUCUACAUAAACAGCCUUAUGAAAACUGCUCCCUUAGUCGGCAGCACCGAGCUGUCAACUGAUGACAGAGCCCAUCAAAGGCUGGCCAUCAUGGGCAUGGGGGUGGAGGAGACACAGCUGCUGCUCUACCCACGUCUUACCCCACUGCACAACAUGGACGUCAACAGCGAGGCUCUGCCUGUUCCGGUGCGCUGCUCGGAGGAGCGUCUCACAGACUCUGGCAUGUUCUUGCUGGAGAACGGCCACUCCAUGUUCCUGUGGCUGGAUCAACUCAACAAGUUGAACCUUUAA